Messenger RNA from Spea bombifrons (plains spadefoot toad), 1032 nucleotides. RefSeq names its product 2-acylglycerol O-acyltransferase 1-like. Gene Ontology annotation, cellular component: endoplasmic reticulum membrane. The coding region runs from base 1 to 921 and encodes 306 amino acids. Gene Ontology annotation, biological process: triglyceride biosynthetic process; diacylglycerol biosynthetic process. The record is from RefSeq and is a predicted model, not a curated record. Lineage: Eukaryota; Metazoa; Chordata; Amphibia; Anura; Pelobatidae. The transcript is spliced from 5 exons. Gene Ontology annotation, molecular function: diacylglycerol O-acyltransferase activity.
AUGCGAAGAGCUUUGGGGGAGACACAAGUCCUUAGCAGCCCUCCCCCGCUGACGUUGCCCUUGUUGAAUAUCCUUUGUAUGUCAUUCCGCAGGACAGUGCUGUGUGGGGAUUUUCCUCUUGCUGGUCCUUGCAAGAUUAUGGCUUUUGAUAGCUCUAGCAGAGCACUAAACUACUUUUCCCCCCAGCUUGUGAAAAGUGCGGAUUUGGACCCACAGCACAAUUAUCUGAUGGGGUACCAUCCUCACGGAGUCCUGGUCGCCGGUGCCUUUGCGAACUUCUGCACGAACUACACGGGCUUCGCAGAGCUCUUCCCAGGCCUGACGCCCUACCUGCACAUCCUUCCCUUCUGGUUCCGUUGUCCUUUCUUUCGAGAGUAUAUCAUGAGCGUAGGAUUGGUUUCUGCCUCUAAGAAGAGCGUCAAUCAUGUAUUAACCAAAGAGAAUGGAGGCAAUGCUGCUAUCAUAGUGAUCGGGGGAGCCGAGGAGGCUCUGGACGCACACCCUGGAAACCUAACACUCCACAUCUUGAAGAGGAAAGGAUUCAUCAAAGUAGCCAUGAAGCGGGGCGCUCAUCUGGUACCGGUGUUCUCGUUUGGGGAGAACGAGCUCUUCCACCAAGUGCCUAACCCAAAAGGCUCCCUGCUGCGAUCGGUCCAGGAGAAGUUGCAGAAAAUCAUGGGAUUUUCUAUGCCGCUGUUUCAUGCCCGCGGGAUCUUCCAGUACAGCUUCGGCUUAAUGCCGUACCGGAAGCCCAUUCACACUGUGGUUGGCAGACCGAUCCCAGUGGCCCAAACGUCAAACCCAACACAAGAGGAAAUUGAGUCACUCCAUCAAAAGUACCUUAACGCACUUCAAGAGCUCUUUGAAGAGAACAAGGGGAAAUAUGGAAUCCCUGAACACAAGUCCCUCAUUUUCACGUGACCCCAGAUGUAGUUCCUAGCAGCACCACUAGAUGGAAGCACCUGAUUGAAUCCGCAAUCUGCCCUUGGCACCCUAGCACCCGGUCAAAUCAGUUUGUGACCUUAUUUUUUG